This is a messenger RNA of Penaeus monodon (black tiger shrimp), 2191 nucleotides long. Its product is annotated as Krueppel-like factor 5. The transcript is spliced from 4 exons. The record is from RefSeq and is a predicted model, not a curated record. The coding region runs from base 507 to 1730 and encodes 407 amino acids. Gene Ontology annotation, molecular function: RNA polymerase II cis-regulatory region sequence-specific DNA binding; DNA-binding transcription factor activity, RNA polymerase II-specific. NCBI's taxonomy places the organism in Eukaryota, Metazoa, Arthropoda, Malacostraca, Decapoda, Penaeidae. Gene Ontology annotation, biological process: regulation of transcription by RNA polymerase II.
AGCGAGAGCGUGCGUGCGUGCGUGCGUGCGUGCGGGCGAGCGGGCGGGCGGGCACACCGACGGCGCACAGAAAACGUCUUGGGGCAUCGCGGCACGCGGGUCCUCACAGUCAGGCUGUGACCGCGGCGUGAGCCACACGUACCGUAGCCGCCUCUCUCUCUCUCUCUCUCUCGCCCUCGGCCCUUCCUCCUCUCCGCCCUCCGCCCUCCCUCCCUCCCUCCCUCCCCCCGCCGGAGCGACCGAGCGCGGACCCUCCCCCCAGUCCUCGGCCCAACGUUCAUGACAGCCUCCACCGCACACCUGUGUCGGAAGGCCUGGCUCGGAGACGUGUUCGCGUGCUACAGCUUGUCACCUCACACGGACACUUGGGUGACGUGACCUCUCGACGCAGGGGGUCCGCUGUGUUAUGUUACAGUCGGGUGUUAGCGAGCGCAGACGAGGCAGUUGGAGCACGCACGAGCCCCACACCGCGGCCGCCGCUCCGGGGACGAGGCCCUUGUGCUCCGAUGGAGGCCGUGUGCGAGCGUGUACGUCGCGUCGCCGUCAUUUGUGAUGACGACCACAUCGUACCUGAUUGUGACGACCACAUGAGCGAAUCACACGACGCCAACGCCCUCCCUUGGGCAUCCGUAUCCGCCGAGCUGGAUAAGUACCUGCCGAGCAUCCCCGAGGCGUCGGUGCAGCCGCGCCGCGACUCGGCCUCACAGAUCGACGAGUUCUUCGAGGGCGAGGUGGACCCCUCGACGGGCGGCUGGGUGGGGCGGCGCGGCGGCACCACCUACGUGUCGCCCGUCAGCCUGCGCGACGCCCACGAGGAGGACGUGUUCAUCAAGCCCGAGCCCAUCCCGGUGGACGCGGCCAAGUUCUCCAUGUGGGAGGACAUGGCGUCGUCCAUCCGCCACCUGGACCCCGAGCCGCCCGAGUCCAGCGCCGGCCUCGUGCUGGCCGCCCAGCGCGCCUACGCGCCCGCGCUCCCGCACCACGCCGCCGCCCAGAUCAAGCUGGAGGAGCCCACGCUGACGCAGUGCCACCUGCCGCCAGAGCUGCCCAAGCUGCUGUCGACGCCGUCGCCGCCGCCGCCCCUCGCGCUGCCACACAGCCGCCUCCCCGGCGUCACCACGCCCACGGCCGCGCACCCCGCCUUCAGGUUCCCCUCCGGCAGCCCCUUGGGGCCGCGGCUGUGCAUGCCGCCCACGCCGCCCGCGUCGGACCACGGCUCGCCCGCCGACCACCACUUCCGCCGCACGCCGCCGCCGCCCUACGUGGUGCCGGCGUCGUCGGCGCCCAGCCCGGGCGUGAGCGGGAACGCCGUCUGCACGACCAGCAUGGGCGGCGGGCGGAUCGUGGGCGGGCCGCCCGUCAUGGUUUCCACGCCCUCGCUGCCGUCCAGCCUCCUGACGGAGGGCACCGUCAAGUACUCGCGGAGGAACAACCCGGAGCUGGAGAAGCGGCGGAUCCACCACUGCGACUUCCCCGGUUGCACCAAAGUGUACACAAAGUCUUCACAUCUCAAGGCUCAUCAGCGAAUCCACACAGGUGAAAAACCUUACCGGUGUCACUGGCCAGAAUGUCAAUGGCGGUUCGCGAGAUCGGACGAGCUCACUCGACACUACCGGAAGCACACGGGAGCCAAGCCCUUCAAGUGCAAGGUGUGCGAGCGCUCCUUCGCCCGCUCCGACCACCUCGCACUCCACAUGAAGCGCCACAUGCCCAAGUCGCAGAAGCAGUGAGUCGAAGCCGGAGUCGGAGCUGGAGUGCGCCGAGCUUGACUUUGGCUUCGGCUUCGUCGGUUUCGUCGCCUGUGUGAAAAAAAUGUUUGUUAUUAUUAUUACUGUUAUUAUUAUUAUUAUCAUUAUUGAUAUCAUCAUCGUCAUUAUUAUUUUUUAUAAAUAAUAUUGCGUAUCCUGCAGUGAAAUGAAAGGUGAAUAUAAAUAUAUUACUGCGAAUUAACCCGUAUGACAAGAAAAAGAAAAAAAAUACAAAUACAAAUAUAAUUCGUAUAUAAAAUCGUAUAUUUUCUCAAUGAAAUCGUAGCUAAGCUAUUGAUUUAACAUUAUAAACGGCAGCCAAUUUUUCAUCCCAGAGAAAAAAAAAAUUAUAUAUAAGAAGAAAAUGUAGAUUUUUUUUUUUACAAUAACAGUGAAUACCUCUACCUGUAAUUGGGCAUAUAUAUUUUACCCCCCCCCCCCCC